Uranotaenia lowii is the source of this 1700-nucleotide messenger RNA. Its product is annotated as phospholipase A2 group XV-like. Gene Ontology annotation, biological process: lipid metabolic process. The transcript is spliced from 4 exons. The record is from RefSeq and is a predicted model, not a curated record. The coding region runs from base 118 to 1431 and encodes 437 amino acids. Lineage: Eukaryota; Metazoa; Arthropoda; Insecta; Diptera; Culicidae.
GUGGUGAACUCUAUUAUCUUGAUUUUUGGUGAAACAUUCAACAAUUGUCCAGUGCCAGCAGUGCCAUGAAGUUGUGUUUCUAAAAGAAACGUUUUGUCCCAAGUUUGUGUUUUCUAAAUGGAGCCGUCCAACAAAAUGAAGUACCUCUGUUGUUUGGUAAUUUUCUACCAAUUUCUAGCGUUUGCUAGAGGAAUCAAUCUUUUCGAGCUCGAUAAAGUGCCGUAUAUUGAAAAUUUGGAAGAUAAAAUAACACACUCGAAAGGUCCAACCUAUAGCGAAAAAAGAUUGUCUCCGGUAAUUAUGGUUCCGGGUUGUGGCGGAAGUCGAAUCGAUGCCAAUUUGGACAAACCGGCGGUGGUGCGAUUCAUCUGCGCGAAGAAAACUUCUAAGUUCUACGAUACCUGGGUCAACAAGGCGCUUCUGAUUUGGAUGGUGAUCGAUUGUACCGCGGAUAAUCUCCGAUUGGUGUACAACAACGAAACUCGAACCGUAUCCAAUUCUCCGGGAGUACAGACCCGCAUUCCCGGCUGGGGUUACUCGGAAAAUGUCGAAUGGUUGUCCACUUCCCAUGCCAGCGUUAGUUCGUACUUUGUCAACGUGGCCAAUGCCCUGGUCCUCAAUGAAUAUCAUCGGGGUAUUUCGAUUCGUGGAGCUCCGUACGAUUUCCGCAAAGCGCCGAUCGAGAACCAAAAUUACACAAUCAAGAUGAAACAUCUUAUUCAGGAAACGUACGACCUUAAUGGCGGAACUCCAGUCACACUGAUCGUCCACAGUAUGGGAGCCACGAUGGCACUCGAUUUCCUGCAGCAUCAGGCCCAGGAAUGGAAGGACAAGCACAUCCGACGACUCAUUUCCCUGAACGGCGCUUGGGGUGGCUCGAUUAAAUCGCUGAAAAUUUACGCCGAGGGUGAUGAUCUGGGAUCGUUUUUCGUCAGUUCCAGUGCCAUUCGUACCAUUCAGGUGUCGACGCCUUCGCUGGCUUGGUUGCUGCCGAAUCCGCUAUUUUGGAAACCGGACGAAGUGCUGGUGCAAAACAAGAACCGAACGUACACCGCACAUCAAAUGGAAGAAUUUUUGGAUGACAUGGACCUCCCGGAGGGUAAAGAAAUGUACAGGGAUGUCCUGCCAAAGACCUUGAACUUUACUCCACCUGGCGUAGAAGUGCACUGCUUCUACGGAACCAAAGUGGACACAGUCGAGAAGUUGAUCUGGAAGAACACCUACGAUUUGUCCGGCAAACCGAGCUACGUCAUGGGAGACGGAGAUGGCAGCGUGAAUCUUCGGUCGCUGGAAGCCUGCAAACACUGGAAGCAGCUCCAAAAGCAACCCGUUUAUAUCCGCGAGUAUCCAAACACCGGGCAUAUGCAAAUUCUGGCCAACACCAAAGUGCUAGAUGAUAUUGUUAAAAUUCAGCUGAAGGAUAUUCGCUGAGUUUUUUGUUAUUCUUUUUUUAUUCUUUUUACAUUGUCGCGUGUGUAAGUGUAAAGAUUAAAAGAAAAUUGCCUCGGUUUACCAAGCCGUUGUACUUUUAGUUUGUCCCAGUAUAGUUAAAGUUGUAUAUUCAUGUGUUGUUCGCAUUAGCUAGAAUGCGCAACGGUUAAAAACAGGAAAAAAAUUAAGUAAUAAGCGUUGUUAUUCAAUCAAAGAUUAUUAUCAAAAUGUUUAGAAAGGUUUAACUAUGUUUGUAAUUGCAUUUUUAA